ACGGGACAAUUAGAAAAACUGAAAUAUAAUUUUAUUUCCCAACCCACUUUCAAGUUUCAAGUCGUCGUAUACCUCCUCACAUGAUCAAGCGACACACUUUCCUCAACUCCCUCCUCCAGCUACCUGCUCCCCCUCACGUUAUACAUUUCUCUAUAUUCAAUUCUUAAUUUCUGACAUAUUUCCAAAUACUAAAUCAACUCAUAAAUGAACCAAACUACAUGACCCCAUCAACCUCUACAUUCUUAUGCUUCCAAAAGUUAGUAAACAAAACUUUGUAAACUGCAAAUUAAACCGUAUUGGUUUGUAAAGUUUCCUGAGGGAGGGAAGUUCCAGUUUUCUGGGACUUGAAAUUUCAAAACAAAAAUGCAGAGAGAAAAAGUAGAAGAUGAAAAGCCACUGUUGAAUUUAGAAAUAGAGAAUCCAAUACACCAUAAAAAGAAGAAGUUAAGUCUUGUAAAAGAGUUCAGUGACGAAUCCAGGAAUUUAUGGGAAAUUGCAGGCCCAGCAAUUUUCACGGCCGUGUGCCAAUAUUCAAUGGGUGCACUCACCCAGACCUUCGCCGGCCUCGUCGGAGACCUUGAGCUUGCCGCUUUCUCCGUCGAAAACUCCGUUAUCGCCGGUCUCGGCUUCGGUGUUAUGCUUGGAAUGGCUAGCGCAUUGGAGACACUAUGUGGGCAAGCAUUUGGUGCAGGGAAGCCCAAAAUGAUGGGUAUUUAUAUGCAGAGGUCAUGGAUCAUCUUACUAGCCACUGCUUGUUUGCUCACUCCUCUCUAUACUUACUCUCCUUACAUUCUUCAACUUUGUGGUAACACUCCAGAAAUCUCUCAAGCUGCUGGGAAGUUUGCUGUGUGGAUGAUACCUCAACUGUUUGCCUAUGCAUUCCAUUUCCCUAUACAAAAGUUCUUGCAAGCACAGAGGAAAGUGUUUGUGAUGGCAGUGGUGUCCGCUAUUGUGCUGGUAAUCCAUGUGACCCUCAGUUGGCUAUUUAUGCUUAAGUAUGGAUGGGGCAUGGCAGGCGCAGCCAUUGUGCUCAACGGAUCAUGGUGGCUGAUUGUCAUUCUGCAGCUUAUUUACAUUUUCGUCACGAAGUCAGAUGGUACUUGGAGUGGAUUUUCAUGGCUUGCAUUUGCUGACUUAUGGGGUUUUGUGCAGCUCUCCUUGGCAUCUGCUGUGAUGUUAUGCUUGGAGUUUUGGUACUUGAUGGUGUUAGUGGUUAUCGUAGGUGUUCUUCCCGACCCUUUGAUACCUGUUGACGCCAUCUCCAUUUGCAUGAACUUACAAGGAUGGGAUGCAAUGAUUGCGAUUGGUUUCAAUGCUGCCAUCAGCGUACGAGUAUCGAACGAACUUGGAGCUGGUAAUUAUAGACAAGCAAAGAUCUCAGUAACAGUAGUUUCUAUAACUUCAGUAGCCAUUGGAGUUGUAGCUAUGUUUGUGGUGCUAGGAACCAGAGACACAUUCCCUUACCUUUUUACAGCAAGUGAUGCUGUAGCCAAGGAAACUACACGGAUUUCAAUCUUAUUGGCUUUCACAGUUCUUCUUAAUAGCCUUCAACCAGUCCUAUCAGGGGUUGCCAUUGGAGCGGGAUGGCAAUCACUUGUUGCAUACAUAAAUAUUGCCUGCUACUAUUUCUUCGGACUCCCUGCUGGCAUUAUUCUUGGAUUCAAAUACGGGUUUGGUGGAAUGGGAGUUUGGGGGGGAAUGAUUGGUGGAAUUUGUUUGCAAACUGCGAUUUUGAUAGCUGUUACAGCUUUUACAAAUUGGAAGAAGGAAGCGGAUGAAGCAGAGAGCAGAGUACGAAAAUGGGGCGGAUCAGCAGCAUUUGACUGAUUUUUAGGUAGUACAAAACUACAAAACAAAGGGGUACCUACUGUGAGAAAAUUCACCCUGAAAAACAGAUGACGGUUUUUUAAGCUGCAAUCGCCUGCAUAUACGAUCAAAACAUAGACAUUGUCUUGCAACACGAAAUAGGAAACCAGAAGUGUCAAAGGAUAUCACGACUACACUGUGUUGGUGGUUGUAGAUGAUUAGAAGUGAAUAUUCAUCAAGUCCACUAGCUUCUUUUCUUUUCCUGAUGUUGUAUAAAGAUUAUUGUGGUUUUUUUUAUACUCGGGAGUCAGGGAAUGUAAAAUUAGAGAAGGCUAUACGACGGCAUAUUUGUGGUAUUGAGAUCACCGAUGUAAAUUGAUCCAUCGCAAUAAUUUUGAAUUCAUCAAAUAUGCAAAUUUAUUUUUGCCGUUUUCCCCUCCA
Spinacia oleracea (spinach) is the source of this 2247-nucleotide messenger RNA. Its product is annotated as protein DETOXIFICATION 33. Gene Ontology annotation, molecular function: xenobiotic transmembrane transporter activity; antiporter activity. Bases 364 to 1827 code for a protein of 487 amino acids. NCBI's taxonomy places the organism in Eukaryota, Viridiplantae, Streptophyta, Magnoliopsida, Caryophyllales, Amaranthaceae. The record is from RefSeq and is a predicted model, not a curated record. Gene Ontology annotation, biological process: xenobiotic detoxification by transmembrane export across the plasma membrane. The transcript is spliced from 9 exons. Gene Ontology annotation, cellular component: membrane.